AUGCGCCAUAAAACCUCAGUGAUUGUGUUCUCAGAGACAUUAUCGCGCUACAUUUUGGCCGUAGCUAUCCACAAGGCCGAUACUACAUCAAACGAGCGCAUGUAA
Parastagonospora nodorum SN15 is the source of this 105-nucleotide messenger RNA. RefSeq lists its product as hypothetical. The record is from RefSeq and is a predicted model, not a curated record. The coding region runs from base 1 to 105 and encodes 34 amino acids. The transcript has 2 exons. Lineage: Eukaryota; Fungi; Ascomycota; Dothideomycetes; Pleosporales; Phaeosphaeriaceae.